AUGCUCAGCGCGCUCCUCACACCCCUUCGCGCAGCGUUCGAGAUCACGUCUCCGAGAGUGGUAGCAACGCCGACGCUGCCCCCGACUUCUGACGAGCUUGACCCGGAAGAUUUCGCUCGAGAUGUGCUGGUGGAGCUCAUGAGGACGGCCGUGGAGAGGUUGAAAGAGACUGAAGAUAUCAGGUCGAAGGUCGAGGUGCUAUCCGAGGUCCAUCGUAUUCUUUUACAAGAUCCCGUUACAAAAGAUGUUUUCAGAGAGCUAGACGGCUUUCUUGCUAUCAUUGGCGCCCUUUCAGCGCUGCACGCGCCCAGGCAGGGUCCUGUGGCUGAGCCAGAGGAACAGGUCGUGGAGGAGAUGAUGGAGGGUGCAAGGUUGGUGUUUGCUAUUGCGUCGGAGGCGAUGUGGGAGCAUGAAGAGAAUGUUAGAUACUUCCAGCGUCAUGUAGGUUACGACUCACUCGCCACCGCCCUCCAACCCUUGCUGUCUGACCCCCGCACCUCCGUUUCCGACCGAACUCGCGGCCUCAUCCUCUCACUCGCCCUACACGACUUCUCCUUCGUCGCUCUAUUCUCAUCCAUCCGCUCUUCCCUCACAAGCACCGCCUCCUCGAAACAAAACAAGACUCUCGAUGCCGAGUCGUACACAAAACUCGACGCGCACAUAACCUCGUUUCUGUCCACCACUUCCUCCACCACCGCCGCCACUGCAUCAUCAUCGUCAUCAUCUUCCCUCCUUACACCCACUAUCACCACCGCAAGACGUUCGCCGUCACCCCAGCCAAAACCACGGACCCUCCGCAUCGCUCUCCCUCCGGGCCUCUUACUCCUCCAUUCUACCCUUCCCACAUAUACAGCGGACCCUCUCCUGCACUACGCGGCCCAUAAACUACUGGAACGACUAGCGAGCUCGAGUCAUCGGAAUUGUGUUCUUAUGAGUACUGGUGGGUCGGGAAUGGAUCGUCUACUGAGAGAUGUUUGGGUAUGCUGGACGGGGAAGGGUAAGGAUGGGGUCACGGAGGGGCGGUUGCCCAGCCAGCAUCGGAAGGUUAUGCAGAGAUUGCUGAGGAGGUUGUUGGAGAUGGGUGCGAGGACGGAGGAGAUGAGGGGUAUUUUUCAGAGUGUUGUGGUUCUGAAGAAGGAUGCAUCGCAUCCACCGACUGGGAAGCGGAUCGAAGACAAGGGCAAGGGUGCUGACGGGACAGAUCCGAAGGAAAGUGGGGAGCCGGCUGGGAAGGUUGAUCAGGGGAAGAUGGAGUAUGCUUUGGAUUCGGAGGUCUUGGAAGUUUUGCGGACGGGGAUGAAGAUGCGAUGGCCGGAACAUUUUUCGAUGGAGGGACGGGCGGCGGUCAAGUUCGUGGAAGAGGGCGUGAGGGGGUUGCCUAGUAAUGGCUUUACUUUCAUGAUUUGGCUCCGCCUCGAGUCUCUGCCUACCCACCGGUCCCACUCCCUCUUCACUUUCUCUCUUCCCGCUUAUACUGUCUUCAAAGUGUCGCUGCGUCCGGAUGGGAGGCUGGACCUCUGGAGCUCAGAGGGGAAUACGGAGUAUACGACGAAUGCGAGUAUUGGGAAGGGGAAGUGGAUACAUGUAACGGUGGUUCAUCAUUCUGCGCGCGGAGUGAGGCCAAGCGUUCGUAUAUUCGUUGACGGAACACUCGAGACCGUGCACUGGCCUUACCCACGAGCAGACUUUGUUUCGCAAGUUGGGACGUAUACAAUUGGCGACGCGGCGGAAGAUGUGGAUACGAGUGUGAGCUGGAGCUUUGGGAGUUGUUGUCUCCUUGGGAAACCAUUGGGCGACCAUCUACCCCGAUUUAUACAGCACCUCUCCGCACGCUACACCUCCACCUUCCAAUCCCGCAACCUCUCCACCUUCCUAACCUACGAUGCCUCCACCUCCAUGAACAUGUACCUCGCCGCCAUCGCCUCUCCCCCACCCUCUUCCUCGCCUUCCUCCUCAUCACCCUCCACCCCUGCCGUCGGCUCUCCUGCAACGAUGCACGGAAACUCUUUUGCUCGUGGCGGGCCACAAGUACAAGCACUCUCACGCCAGAAUUCAUAUGCGUCCCAGGCGCCACAAAGCCCAUCUAUGUCGUAUGCCUCACAGACUAUUGCCAGACAUGGGGGAGUUACGAAUAUUGCGGGAUCGGCGGCGGAGGCGGCGGCGUUGUUGAGGGCUAUUAAUGAGGGAAUUGGGAUCACGGACGAUACGAUCGUGUUUUCGAUCACGCCUGGCGUGUUUCCGAACACCGAUCUUAUGAAUAGGAGUUCUGGUAGUGGUGAAGGUGCAGGUGAAGGUGCGGAGGAGGAAGAGAAAGAUGGAGUAUGGGUGGAUGAAGGGAAUCCGUUUGUGAAGGAGGGGGACGUGGUGCCUGUGAGGCCGAGGUGUGUGGAUCAGGCGAUGUGGGAGGUUGGAGGGGCGGGUGUCGCGCUGAGGUUGGUGCAGCUGGCCCAGACACCGCAUGAGCUGUCAAGGACGCUGGGCAUCUUGACGGACGGAUUGAAGUUUAGCUGGCAAAACUCGGAGGACAUGGAGCGAAUACGAGGAUACGAUAUUCUGGGCGCCAUGCUCAAGAGCAAAGCCGACUUGAUCAAUAUGACGAGUUUCGAGACCUUAUUUGAAUUCCUUGGGUUGAGAUUUGGGUCGCCUGAUAACUCAACGGUCUCGAAUCCACUCGCCUAUCGCACCAUCGCCCUCGACUUCGAACUCUGGUCACGGACCCCUCAGCCCAUCCAACGCGUGCAUCUCCAACACUUCACCACGCUCAUUCAAGGCAGCAGACACAAGAGGUUCAAUAUCAAGCAGAGGAUAGGGAAGCUGAGCCCAAGCUUGGUUAGGCGGUUGCUGUUUAUUUGGCAGACGGGCUGGUACGGAGAGGAGGCGAUGAUGGGUAGUGCCGGUAAGAGGGACGGAACGUUGGAGGGUGUAAUUGCGGUGGCGAUGAAGGGGAUGUUUAAGGUUGAUGAGACUAUCAAACCUAUCGUUUCGUACUUGGCGGCGAACUUACAUGAGCGCGCUCCUGCGGUAGCGUCUCCUGUCUCUGUUGUUUCGCGUAUCUCGCAAGACCAUACGCGUGAAAAGGCCGAACGCAUACUUGUCCUUCUAGUUUCUCUGCUUUCCAACUCACCCACUCAUUACAACACCUUUGCCUCCGCCUUGCCUCUCACACGUAUCUGCCUUCUCCUUCUGGGCGACCGUCCUACUCCAGUCGUCGCCAUCCAGGUACUCACUUUGAUUGAUGUGAGCCUGACGGCAUCGAGGAGCUUCAAUCGAAAAUUCGAAAUCGUCAGUGGCUGGACGCUGUUGAGGACUGUGUUGCCGUAUGCAUGGAAUGAAGGUGUGCACAAGGUGGCGUUCAGGAUUCUGCUGGGGAGGACUGGGGCUAGUGCGCACGAUAUUGAGAAUGGGAAGAGGAGGAGUGGAGCGAAGAAGGAGGAACCGGCGGUGGUGGUGUGUCCACAGAUCAUGCCUGCGGUCUUUGCCAGUUUGCAGAGGGUACUGGGUGUAGUGGCAAACCAUGUUCCACCUUUGAACCCGAUCGAUGAGUCUAAAGCACUCGAGCCAGAAGCCGUCGCGGAACUUCUCCUCGAAGAGUUACUCAGCUUGCAACUUAGCUGUCCGACGUUCCGACAGGUCUACAAGUCCCAGCAGACCAUUGAGAUUUUUGUCCAGGCGUUCAGGUCGUUUGUCAAGGCACUCAACUCUGCUGUCGUGAUCGAGCAGAGGACGAUCAGGAUGCUGGAGAAGUUGAUGCAUUUCGGUGUGACGAUUGCGAUGGACAACGUCGUCGCUGGGAACCAGAAAGCGGAGAUUCUUGAAGUCAUCAAGUCCGCUGAGGUUAUCACCAGCGGCGACAGGCCUGGAAGCACUGAUAUCGACCCCUCUCUCGUCUCUGAUAAACGGAGCAGGCUCAAUCGACUUUCAUCCGCGAGACUCAGCGUUCAGGUCAGCGAACGAACGAUUCAAAAGUCCAUGGCACGGAUGGUCCAGUGGAGGCAGACGGUGAUCACGGCGGAGAAGAAACGGCUGAGGAAGAACGUUCUUGAUCUGCGAGAGAACCACCGACAAGUAUCGAGGUUGAAUGACUGGAUCGUCCCACUUACGACAGAGCGAGGGCUCUGGGAGAUCCCGGAAGAACGGACCUGGCGACUUGAUGAAACUGAGGGACCGUAUAGAGUUCGCAAGAAGCUCGAAGCUGACAACGACCUGAUGUCGAGGUUCAAGCCGACCGACAACGAGCAUCUGCGAGGCCUAGAGGCACCAGCGCUAGACGAGCAGUCUACGUUCCGCGUGGAAGCACCUUGGUCAGACUCUUAUGAGAUCUCGGCGACCGACGUUGAAGAGGACCGUCAGCUAGCGGAAGAAGUCGUGGAUGAUCGGCAUCGUCGUGUUCGACAUGAUCUUGAGGCCGGAGACGUGAUUGAGGCAGUUGCUACUGUGGCCCGUAUUAGUGGCGUAGACUCUUCACCUGGUCUUCUCAUCUUUGGAAAAACUCAUCUAUACAUGCUGGACGGCUUGGUCGAGAAUAGUGAUGGUGAAGUCAUUGAUGUUCACGACGCACCGAAAGAGCUAUUCUUUGUCCCCGGGAGUCUCGUUGAACUUGACGGCAUUCAGAGGGCUCAGCGAUGGACCUACGAUCAAGUGGCCAGUUUUAGUGACAGGACGUUCCUCUUCCGUGACGUGGCUCUGGAGAUAUACUUCAAAGAUAGUCGGUCGUUGCUCACAGUCUUCCUCACGAAGCGCCAGAGAUCCGAGGCCAACCAAAGACUGUCAUUGACCGUCAAUGGACAACGGUAUAACGAAUUGUCUACGCCCGGUCUGCUCAGGUCCCCACUCAUUGGUCGCAUGAGUGCGAGGGUGAGAUCUGGGUUCAGGGCAGACCAGUUGUCGGGGGCACAACGGAAGUGGCAAGCCCGUGAAAUGAGCAACUUCACUUACCUCAGUAUCCUCAAUCAAAUUUCCGGUCGAACUCCCAGUGAUGCUACACAAUAUCCUGUGAUGCCUUGGGUAUUACAGGAUUAUAGUUCCGAAACUCUUGACCUCUCAAAACAGGAAACCUUCCGAGAUCUCUCCUUGCCUAUGGGUGCCCUCACCGAAGCACGCCGCGAAGCCGCCACAUCGCGCUACGACAGCCUAGCCAGCGUGGGAGAACGACCUUUCCACUACGGAACGCACUUCAGCUCGUCGAUGAUCGUUUGCCACUUCUUGAUCAGACUGGCUCCGUUCACUAGUAUGUUCAAGACACUACAGGGUGGAGACUGGGAUCUACCAGACCGAUUGUUCAGCAACAUCGCUCGCGCAUAUGAUUCUGCCGCAAAGGACGUUCGUGGAGAUGUUCGAGAACUAAUCCCAGAGUUUUUCACAUGUCCAGAGUUCCUUGAGAACUCGAAAAAUAUCGACUUUGGUGUUCAACAGGCCAAUGGCGAGCGGAUACACCAUGUGAAGUUGCCACCAUGGGCAAAGGACGACCCGCUGCUCUUCAUCACGCUCAAUCGCCGGGCUUUAGAGAGCGACUAUGUCAGCGAACGAUUACCAGCUUGGAUUGAUCUUAUCUGGGGCAUCAAGCAACAAGAUCCUGCAGCAAUAAAUGUAUUUCAUCCUUUGAGCUAUGAAGGGUCUAUUGAUUUGGACACCAUCACUGACGAACUCGAGCGAGAAGCGACUAUUGGAAUCAUCCAUAAUUUCGGACAGACGCCAAGAAAGCUCUUCAAUGUGCCUCAUCCUCCACGAUUCAACCAUGGUCUCUCAACUCUGCCCCUCGGAACACUACAUGGGAUCGAAGAGGAUCAUAAUCUGUUGACCCAGAGUGUCAAGACCGCUGCUCGUGAUCUCGGAGCGGAUACCCCAGUCCGGGAUCUAACGGUUGACAUGAUCGGCGAGAGAGUCAUUCCUCAUCCCGAAGGAGUGUUGUCAGUGCCCUCUGUUCCUCACGAGCAAAUCGAGUGGGGAUGGAGUCGAACAGGCAGGGCAGCACCUGAGGGUUUGAGAGUUGUUGUCGUCCAAGUCAUAGAGGGCAUAGACUGUACCUGUGCUACCUUCCCAGACUCCGACAAUCUCAUCACAGGCUCAUCCGAUCAUAUCCUUCGUCUUUGGCGCAUUUCACGAGUUCCACAUCCUGGAACCACCGGCAUCACUAUGACGAGUACGCUACGAGUCCAUACAGCUCCAGUGUCGUGUGUGACGGCGUCAAGAGCUUGGUCUGUUAUCGUCAGUGGGUCGGAGGACGGUAGUGCGGCGAUCUGGGAUCUGAACAAGGCGGUCUACGUGAGGAGUAUCUGGCACGGACGAGCUGAUGAGACGGUGGAUGGGUCGAAGGUUCACCUGGCGAGCGUCAAUGAGAGCACUGGCUACAUCGCCACCUGUUCUCGUAUAAAACUCUGUCUUCACACUGUCAACGCCCGACCCAUCGCUUCUCUCGACCUCACAUAUUCUUCUGCACUUCCUUACCUUCCACCGCAAAUCACAUCUCUCGCCUUCCUGGAGCGCGAGUACUCAUAUCUCGGCGUCCUGGCCACAGGCGGUCCGGAUGGUAAAAUCACGUUGAGGACUUGGAAUACUGAUAAAACCCCUGAGGGCGAAAAGGCAAAGUGGGAGUUCGUGACGCUGAGGAUCUUGGAGGCUCGGGAGACGGGGAGGGAGAAGUUGAUGAUUAUGUCGUUGCGUUUCGUUGGGGAACGUUUAUACCAUGGUGAUACUAACGGGAAGGUAUAUGCUUGGGAUCUUCCUGAUUAA
Messenger RNA from Stereum hirsutum FP-91666 SS1, 6729 nucleotides. RefSeq names its product beach-domain-containing protein. The transcript is spliced from 32 exons. The record is from RefSeq and is a predicted model, not a curated record. Lineage: Eukaryota; Fungi; Basidiomycota; Agaricomycetes; Russulales; Stereaceae. Gene Ontology annotation, molecular function: protein binding. The coding region runs from base 1 to 6729 and encodes 2242 amino acids.